Symbiodinium natans is the source of this 525-nucleotide messenger RNA. NCBI's taxonomy places the organism in Eukaryota, Dinophyceae, Suessiales, Symbiodiniaceae. The record is from the annotation of a GenBank genome assembly.
AUGGCGUCUGAUCCGCCGACAAGUGAUAAUGAUGACAACGAUGAAGAUCUCAGCGAAAGCCAAAGAAUUUCUGAAGCGCCGAAGAGCCUGAAGCUACAAGGCCGAGAGUCGACGAAGAAAGUGGACAAGUUGAAGAACGACCUGAAGAUCCAAAGAGGAGAACCCUCAGGAACGGUGAGAAGGAUAAUGGCCACAAGAAGUGUGCAAGAAGUUGCAUCAUUCCUCAGGAAGGAUUUGCCGAAGCAUCACGAUAACGAAGAGGUCGAGUUGGAUGAGUUUGAAGGAUUCGAAGUCGAGUUCGAAGAUUCUGAAGAAGACAGAAGCUCAGAACUUGAAGAUGAUGAAGAGUUCGAAGAAAGUAUGCCGAAGUGGUCAAACAAGUUCGAAGAUGGACCUCCAAGUUGGAUGAUGAGCUGGCAAAGGUCAACGUUACGUCGUACCUCUCAACCCAAAGUUGUUUACGAUUGGAGGCAUCGAGACAAUGAAUGGCAACGGCGUGGCCGGUUAGUUGCCCGCGAGUUUUAA